CUGGAAAUCCAUUUUUCAAACAGAAAGACGUUGAAGCCCGCACUUCCACAUUUAAUUUUCAUUGUUCCACCUAUAUGAAUGAGAAACUGGCUGAAAGAUGAGCAAAGCAUUAACCAACCAGAAGUAAAGCCCGUCAUUUACAUGUAAAUAUAAAAGAAAGCAGCAAACCUUCCUCCUCCUGCUGCUGCCCUCGGGUUGACUGUGCUGCUCUCCCGGAAUCCUGCUCCAUCACACAGGACAGACCAGCUUCAGAGGUGAUGGAUCAGCUAUAUGCAGUUGGGAAAAAGUAUCCUCGGGAGUCCUAGGUAUUGAUCCCAGACUCAACAUUGCAGUCUCAUCACAUCAGGUUAAACAUGGAUUUUUCUCCACUCCUGGAAGCAGCAGUUAAGGAACCAACCUCAUCCCUGGGCAACAAGAACAGAUGGAUGUCUUGCAUGGAUUGCUUAAUACAAGGUGGCUGCAGUCUUUAGUGAAGGUCUAUGAGUCCUUACAUCAGUACCUGUGGAGAAGACCAUUGCCGGUCAUGCCGCAGGCAUCUGUACUUUGUCAAGAGGUGACAGAGAUACUUAGAGAAGCUUCUCGGUCCAUUGACCUCAGAGAACUACGUUGGCUCCUGAGAAAACCUGAUUUCCAGGCCCUGCUCUCUGCUCAUGAUGCUGUGGCUCAGAAAGACUUUGAACCUCUGCUCCCUCCGCUGCCAGAUAACAUCCCUGAAGAUGAGGAAGCCUUGCGGAUAGUGUGCCUGGUGAAAAACAACCACCCUUUGGGUGCUACAAUCAAACGUCAUGAGGUGACUGGCUCCAUAGUGAUAGCUCGAGUGAUCCGUGGUGGUCUUGCUGACCGUAGCGGGUUGUUGUUCGCUGGGGAUAAACUAGUCGAGGUAAACGGAAUAUCAGUUGCGGGGCUUGAUCCUGAACACAUCAUCAAGCUCCUGAGCAAGUCUGAAGGCAGCAUCAUGUUCAAACUUAUUCCAGCAUCCCAUCGACCAGCAAACUCCUCACAAAGCACGAUUUAUGUCAGAGCGCUAGUGGACUACUGCCCAAGGUACGAUCCCACCAUUCCUUGUCCCGAAGCUGGUUUAACCUUCAGGAGAAGAGACAUCCUGCAGAUUGUCGACCAGAAUGAUGCGCUCUGGUGGCAGGCCCGGAACAUCACAACUCUCUCGAGAUGCGCAGGUCUAAUUCCUUCAAGCAACUUGCUCAAGAGGAAGCAGAGGGAGUUCUGGUGGUCCCACUCCUUCCAAUUGCACACUUGCACCAAAUCAACAGCCUUGAGUACAGUGGAAGAAGAACAGGACAUAGCAAUCGAUGAGAAGUUUGUUGAAACAGAAGAUGCUGAGUUCAAUGGAUAUAAACAAGGAUUGUACAUUGCGGGAUUCAGGAAGAGCAUGCGGCUCUGCCGUAGGAAAUCGAAGAGCAGCCAACUACAGUGCUCCGCUUGCUACCCAAGCAACUGUUAUAUGAGCACAGUGUCACCAUAUGAGGAGGUAGUGAGAUACCAGCGUGGCCCCACCGACAGGCACAGGUUGAUAAUCCUUGUGGGACCCUCAGGUGUGGGAGUGAAUGAACUCAGAAGAACACUGAUUGAGACCAACCCACGUCUGUUCCAAAGUCCAGUACCACAUACCACCCGACCACCAAUCAGCUAUGAGGAAGAUGGCCGGGAAUAUUACUUUGUUUCUAGGGAAACAUUCGAAGCCAUGGCACUGAGUCACAGGUUUCUGGAAUAUGGGGAGUACAAAGGCCAUCUUUACGGCACCAGCAGGGAGGCUGUACGCUUGAUUCUGGAUUCAGGGUUAAUUUGCAUAAUUGACCUCGAACCACAGAGAAUUCCAGAGGCACGAACAAAGGAGCUAAAGCCCUUCAUUAUAUUUAUCAAACCUCCAAGCAUUAGUCGUCUGCAGCAGACUCGUGCACAUAGUCGUAUUAUCACCGAGUAUUAUGUGAACAGGUCUUUCAAGGAGGAAGAUUUACAGGAGAUGCAGGAUGUGUCUGAAAAGAUGCUGGACUACUUUGGACAUUUGUUUGACUCUGUGAUUGUGAAUGAUGAGCUUCAGGACACUCGCUUGCAACUACUCUCUGUUGUUAAAGGGGCACAGGCUGGUUCACACUGGGUGCCUGCAGCUUGGCUCAGUUCAGACUCAGGCUCUUAAUUCCUUUUCCAUGGGGCGUCAGAGGUGGGUGACUUGUUUAGUGGGAUCUAGACUCGAUAUCCAACGUGUGCAGUUUGAUGAGAUAGUGUAACAUGUGCACUGCAUGUAAACCUGUGCUGUACUUUGCCUGGAACUGCACGAUAGCUUUGUGUGGAUGAGAUUUGCUCAGUAUGUAACCUGUGCUAUAACCUGAUGUGAAAUUGUUUGAUGGACAUUUGCCCUACAUGUAACCAAUACUGGACCUGGCCUGGGAAUAUUUGAUGGGAUAGUGUAGAUAAGCCUUUCUCCGUAUCUAACUUGUGCUGUUCCUAGCUUGGGAGUUAUUGAUGCCGGCAGGCCAAAUGGAAAUAUUCUAAAGCUGAGCAAUUUUGUUCUGAUGAGCAGAAAUUUUUCUACAGAAAAGUUGUGUAUAAAAACCUAGGCAUAGUGCUCUGUUACGCUGUGGACCAUGUAUACCCGU
Molecule: messenger RNA, 2612 nt
Organism: Pristis pectinata (smalltooth sawfish)
Lineage: Eukaryota; Metazoa; Chordata; Chondrichthyes; Rhinopristiformes; Pristidae
Gene: mpp4b
Product: MAGUK p55 scaffold protein 4b
Exons: 20
Coding region: 422-2152 (576 amino acids)
Cellular component (GO): plasma membrane; adherens junction
Molecular function (GO): protein binding
Source: RefSeq, a predicted model, not a curated record